Molecule: messenger RNA, 1754 nt
Organism: Ananas comosus (pineapple)
Lineage: Eukaryota; Viridiplantae; Streptophyta; Magnoliopsida; Poales; Bromeliaceae
Product: probable serine/threonine-protein kinase PBL19
Exons: 4
Coding region: 383-1570 (395 amino acids)
Biological process (GO): protein phosphorylation
Molecular function (GO): ATP binding; protein kinase activity
Source: RefSeq, a predicted model, not a curated record
UUUUAUCGAUUUCCUUUGAAACUUGCCCCCUUUCAGCUACCCAUCCUCCCCUGUUUCCUUUCAUCUCUCUCUCUCUCUCUCUCUCUCUCUCUCUCUCUCAUUAACUGCAUACUUUUUGAGCCUUCCCCCAACUCCCCAAGAAGCUUGAUAUCAUUCCAUCAAAUCUCUCUCCAUAGCCCCUUACCUGCUGCUGCCUUAGGCUCCUCAAUUCUUUGUCCCUUUACCUUCUGUGCAUCUGAAUUUGUUCACUUCUUGAUUCACACUCUGACCCCAACUCAAGUGAGCAGAACAUCUGCAGCAGCUCUUGAAACCUGCAAAGAGUGGUGAAAAUUGGCUUUCCAAAAAAUUUAAAAAAAAAAGAAAAAAGAAAAAGAAAAACUAAAUGGGCUGUUUCUAUUGCUCAAAGGAGAAAUACAAGAACAAGAGGAAAUCUAAUGGCCUUUGUGAGAAGAGAUUGCGCAAUUUGCGAGCAUUCGAAUUCAAGGAGCUCAGGGAUGCUACUGAUGGCUUCAGCAGGAUGCUCAAGAUUGGGGAAGGAGGGUUUGGGAGUGUGUAUAAAGGUUUCAUCAAGCCUGCUAAUGGGAAAGGUGAUAGCAUUGUUGUGGCAGUGAAGAAACUCAACCCGAAUGGCUUGCAGGGUCAUAAAGAAUGGUUUGCAGAACUUCAGUUCCUUGGUGUUGUUGAACAUCCGAAUCUCGUAAAGCUUAUUGGAUACUGUGCCGUGGAUAGCGAAAGAGUGGUCCAAAGGCUGUUGGUGUACGAGUUUAUGUCUAAUAAGACCCUAGGAGAUCAUUUAUUCAACAAAGCCUACCCUUCACUUCCAUGGAACAUAAGACUACAGAUAGCAUUGGGUGCUGCAGAGGGGUUGCUGUAUCUGCACGAAGGACUAGAUAUCCAGGUUAUAUAUCGUGAUUUUAAAGCAUCUAAUGUGCUAUUAGAUGAGAAGUUCAAGCCAAAACUAUCGGAUUUCGGGUUAGCGAGGGAGGGACCGUCAGCAGGCAAUACUCAUGUAUCCACUGCGGUACUAGGGACCUACGGCUACGCCGACCCGGAUUAUGUUGAAACCGGCCAUCUCACUGUCAAAAGCGACGUCUGGAGCUUUGGAGUCGUAUUAUAUGAGAUCCUUACUGGCAGGCGCUCUUUUGAGAGAAACCGCCCACCAAACGAGCAGAAACUCUUAGAAUGGGUGAAUCAAUAUCCAACCGAUAGUAAGCGCUUCAACAGGAUCAUUGAUGUGAGGCUCGAAAAGAAGUACUCUUUGAGGGCGGCACGCGAAAUAGCAAUGCUGGCCAAUUGUUGCCUCUCGAAGAAGGCGAGGGACCGGCCAAAGAUGAGAGAGGUGGUGGAGGGUCUAAAAAGAGCCAUGACAUUUGAGGAGUUGGAUGGGGAAGUGGAAACAGCUGAAGAGGAUGCACCCCCUUGCAGUGAUAUCGAGAGGCCAAGCGACGAAGCCGUUGUUGCGAAAUCGUCGACGAGGAGAAUGAUUCAACUUGCUAAGUUGAGUGAGAGUGCAGAUUCCAUUUUGAAGAGGAGGUUCGUGAUAAUGAAGCUGGCCGGAAAUCCUACGUAGCAACCGAUUUUUCUCGAGUAGAUUUGAGCGUAUAUAUAUGUCUUGUUUCGAAGCUGUAAUAUCUAUCUUUUUUUUAUGAAGUUCAAGAAUUGCUUCAGAAGUGUAAAAGUUUAUACAGCACUGUCAUGCUGAACAUGAGAGACUAACUGAAUUUGCUUGGAAACUAAAAUUGUGAAUUUUUUCA